AUGAAAUCCCUCGCGGUCCUCCUGACCAGCGCCCUGGCGCUGGCCAGCUCGGCUCUGGCCGCCGCAGCCGAGAUCCCACAGUUCACGCAAGAAGAAAUCGACACGGGCGUCGCCAUCCGCGAGCUGGGGCGCAUCGCCUACGAGAAUGCCCUCGCGCGUGUCGAGGCCUCGACUGAGGGCUGCACUAAGGAGAAUGUGCGGAUUCGUAAGGAGUGGCGUAACAUGACCCUAGACGACCGCAAAGGCUACCAGGAGGCAGUUCAGUGUCUGAUGCAGCAGCCGGCACGGCACACGGGGCUGGACGGGGUGCGCACGGCGUGGGACGACUACGGCGCGCUGCACUACUACCAGACGCCGUAUGUGCACAACUCGGCGACAUUUUUGCUCUGGCAUCGGCAUUAUAACUGGGUGCUGGAACAGGAUUUGAAGGAGUUGUGCGGGUAUACGGGCGUCUUCCCCUACUGGGAAUGGGGCCUCGACUGCGGCACCAUGGGCACAGUCGACACCUCUCCGGUCUUCGACGGCAGCGAGUACUCGCUCGGUGGCAACGGCGAGUUCAUCGAAGGCCAUCGCCCCUCCAUCGGCGGCGCCAAAGCCGGAUCCGGCGGUGGCUGUCUCCUAUCCGGGCCCUUCUCCAACUUCACCGUCAACAUCGGCCCCGUGGGCUCAGCCGACCCGCUGAAAUACAACCCCCGCUGUAUCAAGCGUGAUUUGAACAACGAUAUCUGCAGCAAGUGGGCUACGUUGCGGAAUACCACGGAGCCGAUUUUGAAUGCGACGGAUAUUGCGGUGUUUCAGGCGAUUGUGCAGGGGGAUGGGCGGUGGCCGGAGGGGAGGACGGUGGGUAUGGCGGUGCAUGGGGGUGGGCAUUUUAGUAUUAGUGGUGAUCCGGGGAGUGACUUUUACUUUUCGGCGCUGGAGCCGGGGUUUUAUUUGCAUCAUGGAAAUAUUGACCGGAUGCAUUUUAUUUGGCAGAAUCUGGAUUGGGAGAACCGGCAGACCAUUGCGGGCACCAACACCAUGUACGACCAGCCUCCUACGCCCGAGGCCGUCCUGGAGGACAACAUGGGCUUCGAGCCUCUUAACCGGAAUGUGACGAUCGGCCAGACCAUGGACACGGUCGGCGGCACUCCGUUGUGUUAUGUGUAUGAGCCGUGGUAA
Messenger RNA from Dichotomopilus funicola, 1161 nucleotides. RefSeq lists its product as uncharacterized. Gene Ontology annotation, molecular function: oxidoreductase activity. Lineage: Eukaryota; Fungi; Ascomycota; Sordariomycetes; Sordariales; Chaetomiaceae. Bases 1 to 1161 code for a protein of 386 amino acids. The record is from RefSeq and is a predicted model, not a curated record. The transcript has 4 exons.